Messenger RNA from Morone saxatilis (striped sea-bass), 2719 nucleotides. RefSeq names its product dynein axonemal intermediate chain 3 (gene dnai3). The coding region runs from base 23 to 2680 and encodes 885 amino acids. The record is from RefSeq and is a predicted model, not a curated record. Lineage: Eukaryota; Metazoa; Chordata; Actinopteri; Moronidae. Gene Ontology annotation, biological process: cilium movement involved in cell motility; inner dynein arm assembly. Gene Ontology annotation, molecular function: dynein light chain binding; dynein heavy chain binding. The transcript is spliced from 22 exons. Gene Ontology annotation, cellular component: inner dynein arm.
UGAAGCUAUUCUAAGAGCAAAGAUGCCACCGAAGACACCAAAGAGUGCAAUAAGCAGCGCAGGCAGUAAAGGGAGAGCUAAAGGCAAAAAGAGUCAGUCACCUAUACUUGUGGAAAAACCUGGUCACCCUGAGGAUAUCUUCCCCAUGGUCCUGACAUCAGCCACCCAGGAGCUCUUUGGUUGCCUCGCUGAUGAGGACAUCACAGGGGAGAGUCCCUACAAGCUGUUGAAAAAAGACGACAUCAUACAGGACAUUAAGACAAGAGCCGCAGUGUCCGAUUUCAGCCCUGUGAAGCAGAUUGUGCUGGACUAUCCAGAGGACGAACUCUUGCUGGUGUAUGACAGGGAUUUCACCUAUGAGCAGUGCUUCUACCUGGUUCUCACACCAGAAGCUAAGGACAGAAUCCUCAGUCCCCCUGAGCCUGAGACAUCACAAGUGCUUGAGAAAGUAGUCAAUAAAACCCCAGAACCAAAGGAAUGGAUAUCUCUUGGCAGUGAGCUGGAAAUAGAUGAAGAAUCUAUCAAAGAGACCAGAGAAAAGUUGUGGUACAAGUUCUCCAGAGUGCGGAGGAAGUUCGGGGUACCAGUCUGUUUUUCAGACCGCAACACUGCAGAUGCGAAGGAUGGCUACCUAGAGUGUGCUUCCUAUCAAGACAGCAGAUUCAGCAUCAAGCAGAUGCAGAGGGACUGCGGGAUACAGGCUGUUCCCAGACUGCAGAGCAGCAGUGCUCAGACACAGUGGAAGUUUCAGAGGAAUAUCUUUACCCAGUACGUGCCAAGAGAGUUAAGUGAUGAAGAAAAAGAGAACAUCCUCCAGUUUGAGAGUCUGAAAAACUUUUGCAACUCAGUGACUCCCAGAGUUUUGCAAGCCCUUCAGCAGGAAGAGAUCAUAAAUGGGUUAUUUGAUGAUUGGAAGGCUCUGGGGGCAGCAGCUGAAGAUGGUGACUGGUCUGGGAAGGUCUCUGAAGGUUUGAUGCUUUAUCAGGCCUUCACAGACCAGAAGUACACUAAGGACAAGAAAAUCAGCAGUAUCAACUGGCACCCUACCAUCUACGGUGUGUUAGCUGUGGCUUUGACAGAGCAAAAGGAGGAAAGGACGAAGGACUCCACAACGUUUGUCGUCACACCCUCUGUCAUCCUGUUCUAUAGCUUCUCCGACCCUUCUAUUCCCCAGUUGCUGCUGGAGUGCCCAGAUGACAUUUUUGCCUUUGAGUUCUGCCCCUCUGAUCCAAAUAUUAUCGUUGGCGGCUGCAAAAAUGGCCAGGUUGUGUUGUGGGACAUUUCAGCUCACGUCACACACUUACAGGGAACACAGCCUGGUAGUAAAAAGGUCUCUGUCAGCACUGAGACAUUUGACCUCGAUGACAACCAAGAGAAUAAGACUCCUGUCGUGCGCUACUGUGCAGUGUCUGCCUUAGAGAGCAGGCACAAAGCCCCAAUUACUGAUGUCCAGUGGCUGCCACCAACGUUUGAGGUGACCAGGACGGGCUUACCUGUGGAGAACAAGUAUAACAUUUCUGUUCAGAUUGUCACCUGCUCCCCUGACUGCACUAUAAUGUUCUGGGAUUUGCGCAUGCAAAGGUUAUUCAGCCACUCAGCAACCGACAGAAAGCAGAGUGUGGAUCAGAAGACCCAGAUGACACCUUACAGUGUCCCUGACACUUUCAAAUAUCUGGACCGGACUUGGAAACCUCUUUUCAGGGUUUCCCUGCCAAAGAUCGAUACCAGUGGAGAAUACGCUCCUUUGAAGUUCAGCCUGGAACACUACACCUGUAAUGGUAAUACAGGUAGGACCACAGAAGAAGAUAAUGAAAAUGAUGAAGAUGAUAGCUCAGAGGUUAUCCUAGACUACAGCCAGCUCAGAGUGCCUUCAGCUAAAACAGCUACAACUCUAGAGGAUGUCAAUACCAAGCUCUAUAUUGGAACAGAGGAUGGGGAAAUUGUUCACAUUGACUGGAAACUGGAAAAGGAUGACUCUGGACGUCUGCAAAGUGCCAAGCCCCUUGACUGUUUUAACGUCCAUCACUGGUUGGUGAAUACGGUACAGCGGUCGCCCUUCUACAAAGACAUUAUUCUGACAACGGGAGGCUGGAACUUCGCCAUCUGGAAGGAGGGAGUCAUGGAUGGCCCCAUCAUCCUGUCACCAAGCUCUGAGCAGGUGUGCACCUCGGGAUGCUGGUCCCUGUCCCGACCAGCUGUUUUCUUCAUUGGGAAAGACGAUGGGAGCAUUGAGGUGUGGAACCUGCUGGAAAAGACCAGUGAACCUGCGCAGGUCCACGCACACAUCACAAAUUCCAAGAUAACCUGCAUCAAACCCUGGACCGCCUCCUCCAAGCAGCACUUCCUGACUGUGACUGAUGACGUAGGAAUGGUCCGUGUAUUAGAAAUCCCAAAGGUACUCUACGUUCCCACCAGGAAUGAGAGUUUGAGUGUGAAGAAAUACUUUGAGCUGGAGGAAGAAAGCUUGAAUGAUUUUUUGAAGAGGAAAGAACUGUGGGCACAACAGAAGAGGGAAGCUGAGGAGCUCAAGAGGAAAACGGAGCCUGACAAGCCAGCAAAAUCCCUGGAAGUGAAUGAAGAGGUGAACAUGAAGGAAUACAAAGAUUACAUGAUGCUGGAGGAAAGCAUCCUGAAGGGCAUCGGCUUGUGGCCAGCUGCUGCCGACAAACAAAAUACCUGAUAUCACACACAGUCACACACAUAUAUACACAAAUCACAU